GCCAUCUAUUAAAUCACGAAUGAAAUGUAAACACUGCACAUACAUACAUAAAAUACACCAUUCGUUUGUAAGCGAAUUUUUUAUUUAUACUAUCAUGGAUUUUUCAAGUGUUUUUUCGAAAACUGCAUUUGAAGAAAUGGAAUUAAAAGACGAUUAUUUUGAAAGUGCCAAAGUACUGAAGGAACGUGAAAAAUUUCUGACGACCGGCUGCUCAAAAUUUGAUUCAAUGCUUCAUGGUGGUAUUGCUGCACGUGGGAUUACACAAAUUUAUGGUGCAGCUAAUACAGGAAAAACUCAACUGGCUUUGCAACUAAGUUUAACAGUGCAAUUACCAGUAUCAGAGAAAGGUUUUGCAGCUGGUGCUGUGUACAUUUGUACAGAAUCAAUUUUUCCAUCAAGACGGUUGCAACAGUUAAUAGGACAAAUAGAAGUAAUUAAACACCAUGGAAUAAAUGGUGACUUAAUCUUUGUGGAACAUGUUUCAACAACUGAAGAACUAGAAAUAUGUUUACUUCAGAGAGUACCUAUAUUAAUGUCUGCACAAAAGAUAGGAUUAAUAAUUGUAGAUUCAAUUGCUGCACCAUUUAGGGUAGAAGAUUGGAAAGAUGAGUCUAACAGUAGAGCAAAACGAUUAAGAACGAUUGGUCAACAAUUGCACAAGCUGUAUAAAGAUGAUAUUUGUAUAGUUUGUAUCAAUCAGGUAACAGCAGCAGUUAAUGAUCAUAUAUUAAAUGAUAAAUCGAAUGAGCGGCCAGCUUUAGGACUAACAUGGUUGAGCAUGAUAACUAGUUCUAUAUAUUUGUAUAGAAUAGACUCUUCGAGGUAUGCCUGUGUCAAAUCAUCAAGUUUGCCAGAAAUAGCUAUCCCAUUUAAAGUACAAGGAUCUGGAGUUACAGCAGUGCAACAUUUGUUGGUGACCAUUGGUUUCUUGAGUCAGAAGCUUGAAAUGGAUCUCUACUCUUUACAUCUAAGUUUUCAACAUCAUUAUUUAGUAUCAACCUUAAAGAAGAAACAGAUAUCAUUGCUGACAAUACAUUAUGUGAAACAAAUGUGUAAAUCAUAAUACCUGAAGGAAUGUAGAAAUGUUCUAUAAGGUUCUAUAUCUUUUCUUUCGCUAUAAGUAUAGUCUCCUAUCACUGUAUGACCAAUAUAUGAACAAUGUACUCUUAAUUGGUGGCGCCUACCAGUCUCUGGGCAUAAUAGCACUUUAGUGGCUGGUUUUCCAUUUCUGAAACCACGUUCUAAUACAAUAAGUAUUGUACAAGAUUUACGUGGUUUUUCACAAUAAUCAUUAUCAUUAAUGCACA
This is a messenger RNA of Megalopta genalis, 1307 nucleotides long. Its product is annotated as DNA repair protein XRCC3. Gene Ontology annotation, molecular function: four-way junction DNA binding; ATP binding; ATP-dependent DNA damage sensor activity. Gene Ontology annotation, biological process: telomere maintenance via recombination; t-circle formation; double-strand break repair via synthesis-dependent strand annealing. Gene Ontology annotation, cellular component: Rad51C-XRCC3 complex; replication fork. The record is from RefSeq and is a predicted model, not a curated record. Lineage: Eukaryota; Metazoa; Arthropoda; Insecta; Hymenoptera; Halictidae.